This is a messenger RNA of Talaromyces proteolyticus, 1908 nucleotides long. Its product is annotated as putative potassium ion channel Yvc1. The coding region runs from base 1 to 1908 and encodes 635 amino acids. The record is from RefSeq and is a predicted model, not a curated record. NCBI's taxonomy places the organism in Eukaryota, Fungi, Ascomycota, Eurotiomycetes, Eurotiales, Trichocomaceae. The transcript is spliced from 5 exons.
AUGAGUCUGUGGAAAACGCUUUUCGGCAAAAGACGCUCGGCAAUCAACCAGCUCUACGCGGAAGGCCAUCGCUUGCUUCCUGCGUAUAGUAGCGAUGAGGUUCCUGCUGGUAUGCCGGUUAAACAAGUCACAAAGGUUGCGCUCCGCCUGAAGUACCAGAUCGAGCAAGUGAUUCCAUGUGAACUAGACGAAUCUGUCAUUACCAACCCCAACAGCAGCGUCAUUACCAAAGAUGUCAUACGAACGGCAGAAAGAGCUGGCGGAGAAGAAUAUCGUGCCUGUGUUAUCUUCUGUCUCCUAGUAUGCUCGAAGUGGUUCAAGUUGCAGGCUCUUAGCGAGCUAUGGGACGCUUCGCUUCUCGAGUGUCGAGCCACUGCUUGCGAAGUCAUCGCCAAGCACAUAAUUGAAUCGGAAAAAGACGAGGACUGGCUUAUCAAGGAAGCCCUACUCAAACGGUACUCAAUACUUCGCAAGGGUGAACAGACGGCUCCGAUGAGUGUCGUAGAGCGCGCAGUGGAUAUGCAUACACUUAGAGUUAUCGGGUCAUCAGGCUACCAGAAGUGUAUGAGGUAUCUCUGGAAAGGUUGGCUUGUACAGGAUGAUCGGGAUCCCUCGCGGUUCAUCGAAUACAAGGACAAAGACAACACGAGUUACUGGUCUCAUCUCAAUCCAGAUAGGAUGAGGGUGCCUAUGUACCAGAACUCUCUCUUGAUCUUCUUCUCAUUUCUCUACUUGGUCCUUUACACCGCUGUCAUUAAUACAGUAAAUCCCACUGGAGACCUCGAUGUUGCAGAGGGAAUCCUAUACACGAUGACACUUGCGUAUCUCUUGGAUGAAUUAAACAAGAUUUUGAAGGUUGGUAGAUAUUACAUCGGCUUUUGGAAUGUCUUUAACUUCACUCUUUAUAUGUUACUGGCAGUAUCAUUCAUUCUUCGCAUGGUGGCAUUGAUACAUUCAUCCAACGUUGACGACACGGAGCGUCGUCAUUUCAACCAGCUGAGUUAUGACUUCUUAGCCUUUACAGCCCCCAUGUUCUGGAUGCGCCUACUAUUAUUUCUGGACACUUAUCGAUUCUUCGGUGCUAUGCUGGUUGUUCUCAAAGUCAUGAUGAAAGAAAGCUUGAUCUUCUUUGCACUACUUUUCGUAGUCUUGAUAGGGUUUUUGCAGGCUUUCAUGGGAAUGGACAAUACCGACUUCGAUAUUCCUGUUACUGGAACAAUUAUCAAGGGAAUGGCAAACAGCAUUAUGCAAAGUCCUGACUUUGAAGCCUUUGAAGGAUUUGCCCCGCCAUUUGGUAUCAUCUUAUACUAUAUCUUCAAUUUCGUUGUUAUGAUCAUCUUGCUCAAUAUCCUUAUUGCACUAUACAACAGUUCCUACGAGGAUAUCUCGGGGAAUGCAGACGAUGAAUUCAUGGCACUAUUUUCGGCAAGAACGCUCCAAUACGUACGAGCUCCAGAUGAGAAUGUUUUCAUUCCUCCAUUCAAUUUGAUCGAAGUCUUCGGCCUCAUCUUACCAUUUGAAUGGUGGAUGCCAUCCAAUACCUACGAGCGUUUGAAUAACUACAUAAUGGGCGUAAUAUACUCCCCAUUGCUCUUAAUUACUGCCUACAUUGAAGCCCGUGAUGCGCGCCAGAUUCGUUGGAAUCGCCAUUGUGGCGAGGCCGACGACACAGUCCAUCAAGAAUGGGAAGAACUCGCCGCCGAAGUAAGCUUUGAUAUCACUGGCACUGAUGACUGGGGUGAGAUAGUCCAGAAGACGAAGCCUAAUGUUGAGGUGCCUACGGCCGUAUUGGAAAUUAGGGAGCUGAAGGAACAGGUCCGGGUUCUGACCGAGUCGAUUCAAACUCUGGAAGCGAGACAGAGGUCUACUUCCGCUGUUAAUGGGGAUUUGAGUAAUGGUUCCAGGUAG